Messenger RNA from Cladocopium goreaui, 879 nucleotides. The record is from the annotation of a GenBank genome assembly. NCBI's taxonomy places the organism in Eukaryota, Dinophyceae, Suessiales, Symbiodiniaceae.
AUGGUUUGGUCGCCAUUUAUUUUGCAUCUCCAGGAUCUCGAUCAGAUUCCGGGAAGUUCCACAGCUCUGGAGCUGAGUGAGCCACCCCUUGCGGUGCAGCCGGUGGAGGACUUGGUGCCAUCUUCGAUGCCCUGCUCGUCAACAGAAUCCCAGGCUGAGGAGCCUGGUGCAGAGGCUGCCGCAGCGCCUCCAGAGACUGACAUCGGGUCAUCGCUGCCACAGUCACGAGAGCUGCAAGAGCUACAGGCGCCAGCUCGCCGCAGCAUCUCGGAAACCUUGCGCGCUGCCUCUGCCGAGGAAGAGCCAACGGAGGGCACCUUUGAAGAUCUGCUGGGCCACCUAGAGGCAUCUCUGAUGCAGGUGGAGUGUCGGCACGCUGUGGCGCUGCAGCGUGCCGAGCUCCAUCUGCUGACAUUGCUUGGUGGCCUUCGCGAUUUUCUAACAAGGUCCCUCCGUAGCCAGCCACGGCACCGCUCGAUGGAGCUGGUGGGCUGCGCGCGGGCCUCGCGGCUGCGGGCCGUGUUGGACUCACUGCAAUUGUCACCAGGCCGUUCAGACGACCGUUUGGUCAGUUGCCGUGCCGUGUGCGAUGCAGUGGAUGAGGUCUUGGCGGACUUUGGAUUGCAGGAGACUCUACGCCAAGAGCAACACGAGAAGCGCCUGGCCUUGCAACGGGCUUUGGGGGAGAAGCGUCGCGAGGAGGCUGAGCUGCACCAGGUGCAGAAGCCCACGGUGGAAGAUGUCGCACUGGGCUCCCCGCGAGGCGACCAUGGCAUGCUCAACUGGAUGCUGACAUUUGCAGAAGCCUUGUCGGGCAAGGUGGGCAUCAAGCUCUCAGGCAUUUGGCUCUUCGCGCAUGCGUGCCACCUAGGUUUGUAG